Messenger RNA from Lachancea meyersii CBS 8951, 1005 nucleotides. The record is from the annotation of a GenBank genome assembly. Lineage: Eukaryota; Fungi; Ascomycota; Saccharomycetes; Saccharomycetales; Saccharomycetaceae.
AUGCCUGAGAGCUCCGCGAGACUGGUUCUUUUGGAUGAGGAAACAGCCUACGAACACGUAUUUGAGAGGUAUACCUACUUACAGAAAAAUGCUAAUAAGCUGAAACAAGAUCUGGGCAUAGUCUCAAGGUCGACAAGUUCGGUGGAUCUCGAUUUUGAGCCCAAAGACGCCAAAAAAUGCCAUAGAAAGGAACGGUUUUCCUUCGAGGUCUCGCAAUCGCUGUCGUCACUGAAUUCCUCCAAGAUCAACGACAACUCCACCACUGGCUACGUGGUCUGGUCCACCACUCCAUUUUUCCUGCAAUGGCUGUUGUAUUCUGAUACCGGACUGCUGUUCACAAAUGGAGGAGAUUUGCGUUGCGAUGAAGAAACACCUGCCAAAUGUUGCAACGUCCCGGCGAUGUUCAGCGAUCCAAGCAUCGAAGCCGACAAUCAGCCAUUGAGGCAAAUUGUAGAACUGGGAUGCGGGGUAGCUGGUAUUUUGGGUAUCGCAUUGGGCAACUACGUGGACAAAUACGUAUUAACGGACCAAAAAGCGCUUUUGGACCGGCUCAAACACAACGUGGCGCAUAACAUAGACGAGCUGAGACUCAGAGGCAUGGACUCGACCACCUUGGGCUUUGCGUCACCGCGCAAAACCCCGUUGAAGACUCAAAUGGACGUUUUGUGUCUCGACUGGGAAAAAUUGGACCCUAGACCUGCAAACCUACACAAUCUGCUCAAACCUGACCGUAGGGCCAUUGUGACUAUUAUAUCCGUGGACGUGGUGUACAACGAGUAUUUGAUAGAACCAUUUCUGCGCAUCGUUCAGGGUCUAAUGAGAGCCUACAAGGAACUGGGCCACGUCUCGACAGCUCUUGUGGGUGUUCAACUGCGAGACCAAGACAUUAUUCAGACUUUUCUUGAGUGUGCCAUUGUGGAUUUCAAACUACGAGUUUAUGCGAUUUUAGACGCAGAUAUAGAAGCCACAAGGUUUGGCCUCUACUACAUGAAACUGAAAGAGUGA